Molecule: messenger RNA, 5505 nt
Organism: Delphinapterus leucas (beluga whale)
Lineage: Eukaryota; Metazoa; Chordata; Mammalia; Artiodactyla; Monodontidae
Source: RefSeq, a predicted model, not a curated record
CGGCGUUGAAUUCUAGGCAGCCCAAGUCCAGAAGGCACGUCCCUAACCCUUGCCCGUACUCCUUCCAGAUAUUUAACAGCCGGAUGAGUAGAUGUUGCAAUGCCCAGCGGCUGACCGCUCUGCCUUGGAGGUCUCCUAAGUGAUCGCUGCUCCGGGGAGGUGUUGGAUGGUCACCGCUUCCUUGGAGCCUCGCACGGGCUGGAAUUCGGCACCAGGAUUAAGAGAGGGCUGCUGUCCCGUAAUGGGCUGCCGAGAAAACCGCCGGGUUUGUUGUUAACCUUGGGGUCUGUCUAUGACCCAUCGAAGAGGCUUCCUGGCAAGCCCUUCCCCUCUCCAGGGCCUUGGUCCCUGGAAAGCCGUCUCUCUCUGCAGGCUCCCUUCACGGCUUGCUUUGCUUGGAGUUGCAUCGCACGGACGCCCGCGGAUGUGGUGGUGAACCAUGUCGAGACCCCAGGGACUGUUAUGGCUUCCGCUGGUCUUCACCCCGGUCUGUGUCAUGGUGAACUCCAACGUCCUGCUGUGGAUCACCGCCCUGGCCAUCAAGUUCACGCUCAUCGACAGCCAGGCGCAGUAUCCUGUGGUCAACACCAAUUACGGCAAAAUCCGGGGCUUGAGAACACCGCUGCCCAAUGAGAUUUUGGGUCCAGUGGAGCAAUACUUGGGGGUCCCUUAUGCCUCGCCUCCUACUGGGGAAAGGCGGUUUCAGCCCCCGGAACCCCCCUCCUCAUGGACUGGGGUUCGGAACGCCACUCAGUUUGCUGCCGUGUGCCCCCAGCACCUGGAUGAGCGGUCUCUCUUGCAUGACAUGCUGCCCAUCUGGUUUACUGCCAAUCUGGAUACUCUGAUGACCUACGUUCAAGAUCAGAAUGAAGACUGCCUUUAUUUGAAUAUCUAUGUGCCCACAGAGGACGACAUCCAUGAUCAGAACAGUAAGAAGCCAGUAAUGGUGUACAUCCAUGGCGGGUCUUACAUGGAGGGCACAGGCAACAUGAUUGACGGCAGUAUUCUAGCGAGCUACGGCAAUGUCAUCGUGAUCACAGUUAACUACCGCCUGGGGAUUCUAGGGUUUUUAAGUACCGGCGACCAGGCGGCCAAAGGCAACUACGGGCUCCUGGAUCAGAUCCAAGCAUUACGUUGGAUUGAGGAGAAUGUCGGGGCCUUCGGUGGGGAUCCCAAGAGAGUGACCAUCUUCGGCUCCGGCGCGGGUGCUUCUUGUGUCAGCCUCUUGACCUUGUCUCACUAUUCAGAAGGUCUCUUCCAGAAGGCCAUCAUCCAGAGCGGGACCGCCCUGUCCAGCUGGGCCGUGAACUACCAGCCUGCCAAGUACACUCGGAUAUUGGCAGAUAAAGUCGGCUGCAACAUGCUGGAUACCACGGAUAUGGUGGAAUGCCUUCGGAAUAAGAACUACAAAGAGCUCAUUCAGCAGACCAUCACCCCGGCCACGUACCACAUCUCCUUCGGGCCCGUCAUUGACGGGGAUGUCAUCCCCGACGACCCUCAGAUCCUGAUGGAGCAGGGGGAAUUCCUUAACUAUGACAUCAUGCUCGGGGUCAACCAGGGGGAGGGGCUGAAGUUCGUGGACGGCGUCGUGGAUAACGAGGAUGGUGUGACGCCCAACGAUUUUGACUUCUUGGUGUCCAACUUCGUGGACAACCUUUACGGCUACCCGGAGGGGAAGGACACCUUGCGGGAGACCAUCAAGUUCAUGUACACGGACUGGGCAGAUAAGGAGAACCCCGAAACACGGCGGAAAACCUUGGUGGCUCUGUUCACUGACCACCAGUGGGUGGCCCCCGCCGUGGCCACCGCAGACCUGCACGCACAGUACGGCUCACCCACCUACUUCUACGCCUUCUACCACCACUGCCAAAGCGAGAUGAAGCCCAGCUGGGCGGACUCAGCCCAUGGCGACGAAGUCCCCUAUGUCUUCGGGAUCCCCAUGAUUGGCCCUACCGAGCUCUUCAGCUGCAACUUCUCCAAGAAUGAUGUCAUGCUCAGCGCGGUGGUCAUGACGUACUGGACAAACUUCGCCAAAACCGGUGAUCCUAAUCAGCCAGUUCCUCAGGACACCAAGUUCAUUCACACAAAACCCAAUCGCUUUGAGGAAGUGGCCUGGUCCAAGUAUAACCCCAAAGACCAGCUCUAUCUGCAUAUUGGCUUGAAACCCAGAGUGAGGGACCAUUACCGAGCCACAAAAGUGGCUUUCUGGUUGGAACUCGUGCCUCACUUGCACAACUUGAAUGAGAUAUUCCAGUAUGUGUCCACAACCACAAAGGUUCCUCCUCCGGACAUGACCUCCUUUCCCUACGGAACUCGGCGAUCUCCUGCCAAGAUAUGGCCCACGACCAAACGCCCGGCGAUCACUCCUGCCAACAACCCCAAACACUCCAAGGACCCUCAUAAAACGGGGCCCGAGGACACCACUGUCCUCAUCGAAACCAAACGGGAUUAUUCCACUGAGUUGAGCGUCACCAUUGCCGUGGGGGCAUCCUUACUCUUCCUUAACAUCUUGGCGUUCGCGGCGCUGUACUAUAAGAAGGACAAGAGGCGCCAUGAGACACACAGGCGCCCCAGUCCCCAGAGAAAUACCACGAAUGACAUUGCUCACAUCCAGAACGAAGAGAUCAUGUCCCUGCAGAUGAAACAGUUGGAGCAUGAUCACGAGUGUGAGUCCCUGCAGGCUCAUGACACGCUGAGGCUCACCUGCCCUCCAGACUACACCCUCACGCUGCGCAGGUCCCCUGAUGACAUCCCACUUAUGACACCAAAUACCAUCACUAUGAUUCCCAACACACUGACGGGGAUGCAGCCUUUGCACACGUUCAAUACCUUCAGUGGAGGACAAAACAGUACAAAUUUACCCCACGGGCAUUCAACCACUAGAGUAUAGCUUUGCCGUCUUCUUCCCCUCCCUCUGCGCCUCCCCUCAGCCACAUCGAAGAGAGAAAGAAAGAAGCAACAUCUCCAAACAAGGAAUGUUUGGCUUAAGACAAAACAAAACAAAACAAAACAAAAGCAAAAGGGCAGCCACUGUGUCCUUGCAGACCCUUUCCAUUGGCGUUUCCCAGUACAACGAGAUCAACUUCUGACCCUACGAAAUGUGAAACGUAUACAUUGCUGUUACAAUACUGCUUUAAGAUCUCCACCAUCUGGCAAACUUUAGUGCAACUAGGACAUCGAAGUUUCAAGGACCUGGAUGUUUCCAAUGUGACCAUAGAAGCUGACACUUCUGGAACUCAGCCGAGGGCACAUUUUUUUUUUUUUUAAUUACAAUUGAAAUAAAUAAAAGUUCUUUUUGUGCCAUACAACAGAUGGCUCUACUUAAGUGAAGAAAGAAUCUGUGGGCUUUUACCCAGCAUAUGGAGGUGUAAUCCAGAGAGAAGGAAAAGUAGAAUUUUAUUAUUAAAAUAAAAGAACUGACUAUGCAGUUACAUACGUAGAGUUCUGUGCAAAGAGAUGUUUUGCGAGCCUGAACUCUAUUUAAGAAACUUUGUAAAAAUAAAAAUAAAAAAAUGUAUAUAGCUGUGCGUUUAAACAAACACACACAGAGAGAAAAACAGAAAGAAAAACAAAAACAACAACAAAAAAAGCUUUUAUUGGUGUUUUCAGUUUGAAAGAGCUUUUAGCGAGAUUGUGCUUUCCAUUGUGGUCUGUAUGUAUAUAAAUCGAUAUAUACAUUAGUCAUAUCACCUCUGUCUCCUCCAGGACAAAGGAGGAUUUUCUUCUUAAUUCCUUGUGGCCAACAGACAUGGGGUUUCCUAACGUGUUUCAUUUGUAGGAGGAUGUGAUUGUCACACAGCGGACCUAGACCGUCUGUUCGACUAGGCUCUCUCUCCCCUUUUUGGGCUGGAAAGUGCAUGCGACAGCAUUCUUAGGAGACCGUUAUUUUUAGGAAAACUUUUAUUUUUGUGUGUUAAGGCUUCAUGAAGUUGCAACCCCAGGAUGGAUCCCCAGCGUGGAGCCUAUUUAAAGCUUGUUGAAUUAGAAACACGCACGCACAUGCAGAGUGACCGCGGGGGAAAAACAGAAUACAAGUCUCGUUCUGUAGUUCUGGUUCUUUGAAUCUGUUGAGGAAGAGUUGCUUCCCAUCCCAGGGUCCUGCCAAAAAGGAAAAGAAAGCUUGUCUUUGGUAGGGCCAAGCUCUGCUGAGUCAAUACAGCUCUGUAUUCCCUAGCAGCUGCAGAAGGGUUUGGCUGAUGAAAUACCUGCUCAGCUUAGCUAAUCAGAUUGAAAGAGGGCAUGUGUCUUUCCUUUCUGUUUAAGCAGUAAGUCCCUUAUUUAUCAGUAAGCAGGGAUUUUUAUUUUUUAUAUCAUUUAUGGGAUAAAACAUAUGCUUGUCUGAAACUAUUACCAUUUGUGGAUUUGUGUAUCAGUCACUGAUCCAUGAGUAUUACAGAGAGAAAACAAACAAAAGGAUAGAACAUUAAAAGUGCUUUGCAUGGGUUUUCCGGGAAGUUAGGAUGGCUUCACUGUCAAGAUAACACACAGAAAUAUUCAGUCAUUUUAAAUUGGUGAGACAGGGAUGAGAAGUUUGUCCCUCUGACACUUUGUCAUUUUCUCAUCGUCCUUUUAAUUUUCCUGAAGGAAUCUUUUGCAAGUGUCCUAAAGUGGAAGGAAAAAAAAUCGUAACCAUGGUGACUUUAUGUUUUGUCUUUCAAAAUUAUAUUGCAACACCAGGAAAUAGUAGCCAAAGAUAUUUGAAGAUGUCUCUGGGCAUGGUUCUCAUGGAAACCCAGCACUAUAUGUCUUUGCCAAGGUGGACAUUCUCCACAAAGAUAGUCCAAAUUCCUUGUCUCUUUGUAUAAUCUUUGAUUAUUGAACCCCUAAACUAAAACUGUAGCAAUGUCUAUCAAAGUGUUUGAAAAUGGCCCCCCUAGAAAAAGAGAGUGCUUUUAAAAAUGCAUACAGAUCGUCCAAUAAAUUCUGUUGUUCAUCUUGGUUUAAAUUUAAGAGUGAUUCUCUGUGUAUACAUAGGUGAAAUAUAACCCCAACUUUGCAUAGAGAGAAGCAUCACUCCUGCAGCUAGAGGUGUCAUGGGUACGAUUUUUGUUCAUCAUUUUUGAAAGCUAUUGUCAGGCCAUUUCUGCAAGCUGCGCAUUACCCCAGCUAAGCUACGACGAAUAGGCUCUCCAGGGAACUACGAAGGACGUGAUGCUUGGCACCAGUGUGGGUCCGGUAUGUUUGUAAUGUGAAUUCCAGUAUUUGUUUAGUAUUUCCAAUUGUCUUCUGCUAGCAAUAUGCACAGUAAUGUAUCAGGCUUGUGACAUUUGGAUAAGGAAAAAAAAAAAAAAAGAGUUCUCGUUAAGUGAAUAACUUUAGCUUUUACAAAGGGUUAUGAUCAAAAGCAAUUUAAUACACCUUAAAUGAUAUUUCUACAUGGAAAGAAGUUAUAGAAUCUUCAUAGAGUUCUAUGAGAAUAAAAUAUACUUGCUAUCUAUAAAAAAGAGAAAAAAAAAAAACAUAAGUUAGAAAAAAACUUUCCUAGGCUUUUAUUCUUGACCUUCA